Messenger RNA from Nomia melanderi (Alkali bee), 1354 nucleotides. RefSeq names its product transmembrane protein 45B. Lineage: Eukaryota; Metazoa; Arthropoda; Insecta; Hymenoptera; Halictidae. The record is from RefSeq and is a predicted model, not a curated record.
UCAGGGACCAUUUUAGUUCAGACAUUUCACCACUAGAUGUUUGAAGCGUUGCUGCGUCACUUCUCUACUAUCAUUUUGUACAGAAAGUGAAGCUUUGGAAAGAUUCACAGGAAUCAGUAAAAUAAAGUACAGCAGUUAAUGUACUCAAUGGACAGCUACAUGCCUUGCAUACUUACUGGAUUCAUAUUCUACGGAUUUGGUUUGAAAUGGUGCUACGAUUAUGCCAAGUACUGGGUUUCCUUGAGACCCAGGGAUGAUUCAAAUGCUACAAAGGGGAUGAAGUUCAUGGAGAAAUGUGAGAAAUUAGUACACAAUCACCCAAUUGAGGGUAGCUUAAAGCUAAUAGCAACUGCUAUUGGUCUAGCUGGAACAAUAACCGGUGGAAUGCCGCAAGUUGGAAGUGUAUCUCCAAAAGUUGUAUUGGCUACAAUUUAUCUCUUUUUUGCAUUUUCCGGUCUUGUUGAUGUUUUAAAUUUUUACUUUCCUCACAAUGUGAGCGAAGGAUUAGUUAAAAUGGCAUUGGCACAGAGCUUUUUUAUAGAGGGAUUCUUUUUCCUCUGGGAUAGUCUGGGUAACAAUACAAUAGUUAAUUUAGUAUUAACUUCCAUAGUAUGGACAACAUCUGUAGCCAUUAUCUUGGAACUUGUGUGGCCAGAAUUGAAACUUUUAAGAGCUUGUACAACAUUAAUUCACGGUAGUUGGAUAGCACACAUGAUACGUGUGUUCCCUUCAAUUCCAAUGUUACCAGAAGGUGUUGCUCUUAUAUUUUCAUGGCAUGUUGCUGCUGCAUCAGCAAUAACACUGUGCGUGGUAGUUAUAACAAGAAGCUGUGCACCCAGAAUCAUAAUGGAUGCACCACCAGAGAUACCUAUAUACGAUUAUUGUCAAGAACCAGAUCAGAGAAUGUAAGCAUUUCUCGAGAAAGUAUCAAAAGCAAUUCACUUUGUGCAUAUAUAACAUUUACCCCUUAUGCGCAAAGGAACAGCCUUUAGAGAAACAUAUUACUGGUAGUGUAGUGCCAAAUAAUCAAAAUGCACAAACCAAAUUUAACUGUUACACUGUAUCAGUAUUUUUUGACCUAAUAUUUGUAACGAUAUUUCAUUUUAUAAUACAACGAAGGACUAUUUUAUACAACCCUAAUUAUACAAAAUACCAUAGCAUAAGCAAUUUUGUAAUACCCUGAUAUUGUAGGUGAAAUACUCAUUAGGAAUUAAGAGGUGCCUUAUAUUAUUGCUCACUAAUUUAUUAAUAGAAUGUUCAUCUUUUGUAAUAAGUUUUUCUACUUCAUCCACAACUAUGUGCCAAAAUAGUUCACACAAUCAUACAUUGUAUAUAUAUAUCAUUUUAAUAAAUA